This is a messenger RNA of Mobula hypostoma (lesser devil ray), 2307 nucleotides long. Its product is annotated as ubiquitin-conjugating enzyme E2 L3. The record is from RefSeq and is a predicted model, not a curated record. Bases 54 to 518 code for a protein of 154 amino acids. The transcript is spliced from 4 exons. NCBI's taxonomy places the organism in Eukaryota, Metazoa, Chordata, Chondrichthyes, Myliobatiformes, Myliobatidae.
CGGAAGCGGGUGAGCAAGCGCCGGUUCAUUGUGGGAAGUGAAGGAUCGUCAAGAUGGCGGCCAGCAAGCGGCUCGGUAGGGAGCUUAAAGAUAUUCGUGAGUCUGGAAUGAAGAAUUUCCGUAAUAUCCUAGUGGAUGAAGCGAACCUUUUGUAUUGGCAAGGGCUUAUUGUUCCUGAUAACCCUCCGUAUGACAAAGGGGCUUUCAGGAUUGAAAUAAGCUUUCCAUCAGAAUACCCUUUCAAACCACCUAAAAUUACAUUCAAGACAAAGAUCUAUCAUCCCAACAUCGAUGAAAAAGGACAAGUUUGUCUCCCAGUCAUUAGUGCAGAAAACUGGAAACCAGCAACCAAAACUGACCAAGUUAUCCAGUCACUCAUUGCACUUGUCAAUGACCCACAGCCCGAGCAUCCUCUAAGAGCUGACCUAGCUGAAGAAUACUCUAAGGACCGUAAAAAAUUCUUUAAGAACGCUGAAGAGUUUACUAAGAAAUAUGCAGAAAAACGACCAGUGGACUAAGACUUCUGUCAAGCUGCCUUUCUGACCAUCAGAUUCUGGGCAGUACAUUUCAACAACACCAUCCAACAGGACUCUGAACACGUGCAAGUGUCACCUUUGGUGUUAACUUGUGGCUGUUACUAACUUUCUACAGUUUUCAUAUAAUCAGAAGUGGUUUAGAUAAUGACUGUUCAGAUGGGAUUAAAACUUUAAAUAAGACAGUCUAGUUCUGCUUUCUAGUUUAAAAACACAAAAUCACUGCUUAGUAAACAACUUUUCUCUCUCAAUUCCACAAGUUCUUUUAACAGAUGGUGUUCUGUUCUUGAGCUUAACAAAUAGUUUUUUUGUUUUCCUUCAAAUCCAUGUUUCCCUUUAUUGCCUUUGCUUUUCUCUUUCAAUAAAAAUUACAUUAUCCAAACCAAUCUCUCAGUGAAGAAUGACAAAGUCCUGAAGGAGGUGGGCAAGUGUUUACUUUUCUCUUUAAUUUUGAAUGUUCUGCAAGUGGACCCUGGCCUACAAUGUAUUUAGAAGCUGGGAAGGGGAAAUGCUAACAUUGCCAUCGAGAGUAAAUCAGCUUAUUCCAAUGUAAUUUAGCUCUGUUACUAUACAGUAAUGUUGACAAAAUAGGAAUGUUUUGGAUUAAUUUUUUUUAAGUGUUUUUUUACACCCAUUCCUUGGUUACCUCUGAAUUAACUGGCUUUCAGAGGAUUUAUCCCUGGCGUAGGUUGUCAGGCAAUGACCCUAUACAUUGGCCACUGUCCACAUUGCCUUGAGCUUCCGCAUCCAUGCAGAUGCUGACAAGUUGCAUGUACAGUGAGGAGACUCAAAAUGGUAAUGUUUUAAACCAGCAUCAAGCUGUUUGCAGUUUGGUGGUCUGUAUUAAUCAACCGAGAAUUCAAAAUUAGCUGUAGGAAUUUGCAUGAAGUGAUUACAUAGGCAGGCCGAAUCCCCUGUAUUCUCCUUCUGGCCACUGUUUAGAUCUUUGUGUGCUGUGACUCAGGCAUUUGAUUCCCCCUGUUGGUUGAUUUUUGCUCAUUUAACAAGAUUCAGAUACUGUCUGUGCACCUGUGGAAUAGAUCCUGCACAAUCUGCUUCACUAGUUUAGGAAUGGUGUUACCUCAACUUAGCAUUUGUAGAGAUGGUUGAUCUUUUUUUUUUAAAAAACCUUGCAUCCAGCUUGGCUCAGUUUUGGGGAAAUUUGAGCCAAACCUCCACGCUCCUUCCAUGCUGAUUUUUGGCUCCAGAAAAUAUGUUUGCGUCUAAUUCAUUCAGUAGAGAGGUAAAAGUAUUUGACAUCACAGCGUUGUUCUACGAGUAAAGGUCUGGGGUGUUUAAUUUCAGGGCUUUGUCACACUUACAAUUUCAAUCAUCUUGUAACUUGAGGUGAAAAUGCCUAUUUCUAUCCUGUCUUAGAUAGCCUGAUUACUGGGUGGAAACUCGCACUGGGCAGGGCAGUGUUGCCCACAGCAAAUCAUCUCUUGCUCAUUAUCCAUUUUGUUUUUCCCUCAAACAUAUUUCCAUGCUUUAAUCUGGGAAAGAAUAGAAAAUAAAUUGAAAUUGGAACUUAAGGGUAAAGGUAUUUGGAAAAAGUAUUUACACUGCUGAAAUGUAAGUAAGUGGAGGUUAGUCAAAGUAUGUCAUUUGGGCUUAUAUUUUAACCACUGAAGCUCUGAAAUUGUAUCCUGUUUUGACUCGUGUACGCUGUUAAACCUGCAGGUACUCUCUGUACAAUGGUAGCAACCGCCCUCUCAACUUAAGUACCCCGAAUCAUUUUUUUAAGCGGUCAAUAUUAAAAUUAGUCUGGAUAAAG